AAACGAUGUUUUUUAUAUUCGCUAAUUCUAAUAAUUAUAUGUUUUUCUUGUUACCCUCCUCUUAUGAUGUAAUAGGAUUUUAAAGUCACUUUCUCACUCAAAUCAAAUUCUGCAAGUUUAUUAAUUGUUUAAAAACAGAAAUGAAAAACGAAGAAAAUAUGGUGCCAUUCUAUGAUAGCGGCGAAGAUGUUAAGGUUGACAUAUGUAACAUCACUGAUAACCAACCUAAACAACGCAGAAGGGGAAGAGGCUUAAAAUAUAAGAGGAUUAAGACCUUUAGCAAUUUGGAUGAAGUAAAAAUCAACUCAUAUGACGGAUACUCGUGGACUGUUUUUUCGGUUGAUCGCACUGACGAGGGAACCAAAAAAUAUUACCGUUGUUCUACCCAAAGAGGGUCCAAAUGUCCCGCUCGUAUUUUCUUGUUAUUUCACUCCAGCAAUUUCGAGAUAACUUUAUUUCAGGCCGAAUUCGAACACAAUCACACAGUAAUCGGCAAACAAUCCGGAUUAGCCGGCGAUAUGAAAAAAUUAAUAAGAUCGUUAUACGAAGAGGGUUACAAAACCGCUAGCCAAUGUUUGAGAAAAUUAGAAGAUAUGAAUGUCAAUAAUCUACCUUUGCUUAAACAAGUGAAUAGUUACGUGGCGACUCUUCGCAGGAAAAGUUCGAGUCCAAUAAGAAUCAGCUUAGGUCGCUUCCGGGAUUGGUGUAUUAAAAAAUCCACGAUUCCUAUCGAUAUCGACGAAUGUUUUGUUGGUAAUCACGAAAUUAUUGUCGAACAGGACCCUCCCAAGUUGCGUGUGUUUGUUACCACAAAAAAUCUACUCUCGAACUGUUGCCGAUCCGAUCACAUUUGCAUCGAUUCAACUCAUAAGCUCCUUUGGCAAGGUUAUCCGGUUUUGAUUACAGGAACUACCGAUAAAAAGAGCGCAUUUCAUCCCUUCGGUCUAGCUAUUUGCUUGAGCGAAACUGCUGAAGAUCACCAGUUUAUCUUUGAGAGCCUGCGAUUGAAUUGCCUGAAAAUUCAUAACCAUAUUUACAAGCCGAAAAUAUUAAUCGCCGAUGCCUCGGACGCUAUAACGAAAGGUUUUGUAUCCGCUUUUGACUCCAUGGAAAAACGAGUGGUAUGCUGGGCACACGUUAAGAAAAAUAUAGAUUCACAUCUGCGAGUCGUGGGAGAAUCGAAGCUCAUGAAUAAUUUAAAAGAUGACAUUGAAUUUCUUCAAACGUUGCAAUCCCAAAAGAUAUUUGAUAAAGGCGUCGAAUUGUUUCGUCAAAAAUAUGCUUCUCAGAACUCGAUGGUCGUUGAUAAUUUUAUCGAAUAUCUAUCAAAAGAGUGGAUCAUCUCGAACAAAGGAUGGUUUGAGGGUUAUGUCGUAGGUUAUCCGUCGACUAAUAAUAGCCUAGAAACCACAAUCAAGGCUAUCAAAGAUCAAUAUACCUUUAGAGAGCGUCUCCCCCUUGAAGAGUUUUUAAUUGUACUUGAAAGAGAUAUUGUCAAUAAAAUGUCUCGAGAGCGCAACAGCCAUAUAUCUUCUCCAACCUCUGAAGACUUCAAAAUAUUUUCCGUCGCCCCAGACAUAAAUAUGGAGAUGUGGACAACGACUUAUCAGUGGCUCAAAAAAAAUCGAGGGGUUAUUCCACUGAAUAAUAAAUGGAGUCAAAAAAUUCAUUACAUAGAAAAUAGCCUUACUGACCAGUUCAAUUUGAUAAUCGUUUCCAGAUAUAUGGAAAGGCAGGAAAACUUGGAUUGGUCUAAUUUUGAGAGUUUUAAAAAGGAUCAAUUUUCCGUGUGGGAAGUUUGUUUCGACAAGGAUAAUUGGGGAAAAAGCAAUUGUUCUUGCCCUCAUUUUUGUAAAAAAUACGUCUGCAAACAUAUACUUGGCUUGGCCGUUAGGUAUAAGUUGUGCGUAAUACCCUCAGAAGCAAAGAUAUUAUCUUUGACUCGAACUCCCAGAAGAAGCGGGGCUAAAAAGGUCAUACUCAUUCAAUAAUUAUUGUAAUUAUAUAAUAUGUAUUAAUAUAUGUUUUUGUUAGUAUAAUAAAAACUAAAAUAUUAA
Messenger RNA from Gordionus sp. m RMFG-2023, 2057 nucleotides. RefSeq lists its product as uncharacterized. The coding region runs from base 141 to 1991 and encodes 616 amino acids. The transcript has 2 exons. NCBI's taxonomy places the organism in Eukaryota, Metazoa, Nematomorpha, Gordioida, Chordodea, Parachordodidae. Gene Ontology annotation, biological process: regulation of DNA-templated transcription. Gene Ontology annotation, molecular function: DNA-binding transcription factor activity; sequence-specific DNA binding; zinc ion binding. The record is from RefSeq and is a predicted model, not a curated record.